Labeo rohita (rohu) is the source of this 2371-nucleotide messenger RNA. It is a transcript of the gene las1l, whose product is annotated as LAS1 like ribosome biogenesis factor. The transcript has 14 exons. Gene Ontology annotation, biological process: maturation of LSU-rRNA; maturation of 5.8S rRNA. The record is from RefSeq and is a predicted model, not a curated record. Gene Ontology annotation, cellular component: Las1 complex; preribosome, large subunit precursor. Gene Ontology annotation, molecular function: endonuclease activity. NCBI's taxonomy places the organism in Eukaryota, Metazoa, Chordata, Actinopteri, Cypriniformes, Cyprinidae. Bases 89 to 1906 code for a protein of 605 amino acids.
UCUCACAGGCCCCGUUAUACGCUUCUGCUGCUGCUGCUGCUGCUUUGUGUGCCACAGACGCCGGGACUCGAAUGCGCGCGCUCUGGGAAUGCGAGACUUGUUUCCCUGCUGCGGCUCCAGAUACCACAUCGUGCGCAAGCAUAACGUCUACGAUCUGAAGAUGAAGAAGAAAACGGUGGGGAAGACGCGUCACGUCGUGGCCUGGAUGAACAAAGCGGAGUACGAACAUGUGCUGGAGUAUUUGUUCUCCAAAGAGCCCGCGCUGCAGAAACACGCGCUGCACAGGAUCUCUGCGUGGAAGGGCAGGUUCGGACAAAGUACUCCGGUAGCUGUGGACAGUACAGCGGACCUGGUGCGUUGUCAGGUGCUGGACAGCACAGGUCAGCUGGAGGCCAACGAUCUAGUGCUUCUCUAUGGCAUGGCGCUGGUUCGGUUUGUUAAUCUCAUCACAGAACGGCAACAGAAAAGAGUUGCCAGACCCUUACGACGGUUAGCUGGGAAAAUAAAUAUUCCAGAGUGGGUGGUAAACCUCAGGCAUGAUCUGACACACCGCAGACUCCCGUCACUAAAGUGGUGUCGAAAAGGUUGUGGAUUUGUGCUGGACUGGUUGCAUCAAGAGUAUUGGUCUCGCCAAAUGGGCAGUCAGUUGACAGAGGACUGGAACUCAUCAUCAGAAGAAGAAGAGGAGGAUGAAGAGGAGUUUGUUAAAAGGCAUGAGGAAGAGCAAGUCCGCAGACAGAAAGAGAUUGAGGCACACAAGAAAGUCAGAGAACUGCUCAUCUCUUAUGAACGAGAACAGUUUCAGACGUUCGAAGAGCUGGCAAAGCAGGGAGGGCAGCGUGGCGAGUGGCCAGAUGCCAGCGCUGAUCUCAGCUGGAUCCUGACACAGAUCAAACACUACGACACAGAGGCCAGAGACAUCCUCAUUGAUGUUUUAAUGCAAGAUGGAUUCCUUAUUCCCACUGCAGAGCAACUAGAGUCUUUGGAUAUUGACCCCUCGGAGGACUCUGUCGACAUGUUCUCUCCAUGUCUUCCUCGAGUGUUUUUGCACUUUUGGUUGCCGUGUUUGAAGAUCUUGAAUUCAUCCGUCUUUAUGAAUCUGAUCCUUGAUAAACUCUUUGCUGAACUCUCGAAUGAGCCAUCCAGUCACAGAACUUACUACAUCGCCUCAUGGAUCUCCGAAAUUUUACUCUGCAACAGCAAAAGUGAAUUGAAGGCUCACAAGCGACUAAAAAUAUCCAAGGAAAGGAUCUUCAUGAACAGAUUACAGUUUCCAUGGCAGAAUCUGAUUUCUGCAUGUGUGAACGCGCCGUGCCCAGCUACACCGUUCCUUCUCCGACAGAUUUUGAGUGACAUGGAUAAGCCCCUCCCACAAGACGCCCAGCAGAACCUGCUCCAGCUCUGCAGCAUUUACACACAGGGUUAUCAUGGAAACUCAUCCCCUGGACCCUCAGACCCCGCUCAGCCUGUGUACACCCUACAGAACCUUCAGGAGAGACUCAAGAGUAACACCUCACAGAACAGAGACGCACAAUCAUCUAACCACACCCCCAGAACAGCACAGGCUCCGCCCACAGAGGACCUCCAGGAAAAGCUAAGCGCAGAAACCGUACAGGAGAGAAACUUCGCAUUACGAGGGUCUGCGUGGAGCGUCUGCACAGAUCGAGUCCCCUGGAAACAGUACCCGCUAGGAAAAGUUCCAGGACAACCAGAGGACCCCUCCUGUUUAAUGGUGGAGUGUUAUUCUACAUUUACUGUAUUUGACCAGCAGGUGGAGCUAGAUCAACUCCCUCAGCACCAUGGCAACAAAAGUGUUCCUCUUCAGAGCAGAGCUGGUGGAUCAGAUGGGCCGCUUUGGACUCAUAGUGAUUUGAGCAAACUCAAAGCUGGACUCAAACUGUUCUAACACACACUCAGAUACUCAGCGGCCUUGAGAUAUUAAACCGCCGACCCUGAACUAUGAACCCUAUGAUGUUAAACGCUAAGCUGGACUGAGGCUCUUCUAGACACACACACACACACACACACAUCCAGCCUCUCUACUUUUGUCUUUGACAGGACCAUGCACAGUUGGAAAUUUUAAACUGUUUUUCUUUUAGAAUUCAUGUUCAUCUUUGUAAGAAGUAAUAUCGGUUGUCAGUCUCACUCUAAUGUUAUUAAAAUUACAGUCCAGUUACUGGCUGCAGUUUGAUCAGCUCAGUUCGGUCCUACAGCUUUUGGCGUCUGUUCAAACCAUCCGGAACUGAAAUUCCCAUGAGUAAUGUCUCACGAGGUUCUAAUGAAGAAGUUGGUGCUGUUUGAGAAAUGUUGUAAAUUACAUGACAUUAUUUUUGAACAUAAAGUUGCCAAAUAAACUUCAUUUUGUAUUGUG